AUGACGCCCAGUCGGGGUGGUGUGCUGUCGGCACUUGCAUUCGCCCUCACCGCACUCGCGCUGGCACCACUUCAAUCACAAGCACUGGAAGAUGCAGAUGUGCCUCGCACGAACGAAAACAGAACGCUGUACGCUAUCCCGGUGCCCCUACCAUACGACUCGCUGCAAAGUGCAAAGCCGGGCAUCGAGAAGUCCACACUGGAGCAGACGCAAUUUCACCUUUGGAGCUACAUCUCCAGUGACUACGAUGCGAGCAAGAUCAAACGCGCGGUGGUUACGCUUCAUGGCCAAGGAAGGGAUGCUUGGUCUUACUGGGACGACACCUACGAUGCUCUCCUCAACGCUACUAGCCCGACCAAGAGAUCCUCGAAAAGCUCCAGCAGCACUUCGACACUAAAUCGAACAUCGCUAAAGCGCGACGAAGUCCUCAUUCUGGCGCCACUCUUCUUUAACAAUCAAGACACCUCGGCGUAUCAAGCACUGGACGAGGAGUUCGAUUCGCAAUCGAUUGUGUGGAACGGUGGAGAUUGGGCAGAGGGUGCAGAUUCGAUUUUGCCGGAUACGGUGUAUGGUUCGGAGGAGGGUCAGACUUUCGAAGCGCCCAAAGUCAGCUCGUAUGAAGCACUGGACGAGGUGGUCAGAUGGUUCAGCGACAAGAACGUAUUUCCAAAGAUGGAGACGGUGUUGAUUGCUGGCCAUAGCAUGGGCGGUCAGAUUGCUCAGCGCUAUGCACUCCUAGGCGCCGUUCCAAGCGCUUCAACACCUGUGCACUUUGUCGUUGCCAAUCCGGGCAGCUUUGCGUGGUUGACCCCGGAGAGACCCGAGCCUGUGGACGACUGUCCUGACACCUACAAUCUGUGGAAGUAUGGGCUUGAGCUCUCCUCUGAUGGCACGUGGAGUCAGAGAUACCUCAAGUCCUUUAUUCAACAGUCGCUGGAUGCCAAAUCUGAGGUGCUGGACGUUCGAGUACGGUACAGCGAAAUUCGCCUCGUCCACUACCUCUUCGGAUUGGAUGAUUUCGGACCGGGAGACACGCGAUGCCAAGCGCUCACGCAGGGACCGCAUCACCUGGGUCGUGGACAGAAUUUCCUGCAACAUUUGGACACGCAGGUGUUGGGACCUCGCAGAGAGGCAGACGCGGCGCAGCAUGGGUCGGACAAUCUGCAAGGAUGGGGGAAGGCAAGUCACACGAGCGAUUUCGUCAAGGGCUGCUCGCACGAUCCCAUGUGCAUGUGGUUGAGCAAACAAGGGAUAGAGCGCUUGUUCUUUACCAACGCGGAUGGAGAGGAAGGACCCAGAGGAGUCGGAGAUGACGAUGCGGUGCAGGCAAAAUGGUACCCUUGGGGCGUCAAUUCUGCGGCAUCGCACUUUCCGUCUCGGUCAACAUCGACCAUGCUUGCGGCGCUUGCGGCCUCUAUCUGCAUGGCCUUCCUAUGA
Ceraceosorus guamensis is the source of this 1437-nucleotide messenger RNA. RefSeq lists its product as hypothetical. Bases 1 to 1437 code for a protein of 478 amino acids. NCBI's taxonomy places the organism in Eukaryota, Fungi, Basidiomycota, Exobasidiomycetes, Ceraceosorales, Ceraceosoraceae. The record is from RefSeq and is a predicted model, not a curated record. The transcript has 4 exons.